AUGGCCCAAGCACCGAGACCCCGGAAGAGAGUGUGUGCUUUUCGUCGUGCUCCUGAUGGAAGCGCCUUUCAGAAAUGUGGAACAUGUGGGGUAUCUGUGGUUGUUGCCUUGGCUGAUUUGCACCAUUGUGAAACCAAGAUGGACGCCAAGAGAUUCAAGGGUCUAGACGGGAAUCGAUAUGUUCCCCAAAUCAUUCAAGGUUCUAACAACCAGCCCGCUUCGGCUUUCCGUCUGUUUAUGGAAAGCUUUAAGAAGGGUUACGAGAUGGAAAAUGAGAUUGUAAUUGAAAGGCUGGGGUUUGAAAAGUGGAAAAGCAUGUCGGUGCAGGAGAAACAUCCAUUUAUUUUUCGUUCAAGAGUGUUGGACCGUGCCCACCAAGCAGCUUUGGAUAAGGAGGCCUAUGACUUGGCUAAAAUGAAGGUGAAUGACGAAGCUGAUUCAGCAAUGGUUAACAAGGUUGAUAAGGUUUGCCUACUUCUAAGUCUCAAUUGA
Gastrolobium bilobum is the source of this 492-nucleotide messenger RNA. Its product is annotated as high mobility group B protein 3. The transcript has 5 exons. The record is from RefSeq and is a predicted model, not a curated record. NCBI's taxonomy places the organism in Eukaryota, Viridiplantae, Streptophyta, Magnoliopsida, Fabales, Fabaceae. Bases 1 to 492 code for a protein of 163 amino acids.